AUGGUGCACGAUAAGGUGGCUCUCCGGCCAACCGUGGCUGUUACGUUUUGUAACGUGCCGUUGAAUCUGGGAUCCAUUUUCGUCGAAUCCGUCUUCGGGAUCGGUAAGUUUGAACCUGUAACAACAUUUGCCAAUUGGAGAUUAGCGUCGGGAAGACAUUAUUAUUAUAAGCGUGGAGGAUUAUGCACGGGGAAAAAAAAAGAAAAAGGAAGAGACGAGAACAAAGUGAGAGUCAUUUCACGACGACAACGCAACGAGGUGUAUAGUCAUAGCCGUCUGUAUACAAGAGGUGCUUACACCGUUUUGGGUGACUAUAACGCGAGUGCCCAAAGUCCUUCUCAGGCAUCGAGCCAGUUCAAUUAA
Messenger RNA from Macrosiphum euphorbiae (potato aphid), 363 nucleotides. The record is from the annotation of a GenBank genome assembly. NCBI's taxonomy places the organism in Eukaryota, Metazoa, Arthropoda, Insecta, Hemiptera, Aphididae.